This is a messenger RNA of Vitis vinifera (wine grape), 1972 nucleotides long. RefSeq names its product protein LATERAL ROOT PRIMORDIUM 1. Lineage: Eukaryota; Viridiplantae; Streptophyta; Magnoliopsida; Vitales; Vitaceae. Gene Ontology annotation, biological process: positive regulation of DNA-templated transcription. The record is from RefSeq and is a predicted model, not a curated record. The transcript is spliced from 3 exons. Gene Ontology annotation, molecular function: DNA-binding transcription factor activity; DNA binding. Gene Ontology annotation, cellular component: nucleus. Bases 372 to 1184 code for a protein of 270 amino acids.
AAAACAGAAGAGGGAGAAAAGACGGGCAUUUCCUGUACAGAGAAAAUGAUUGCAGUGGGAGAGAGAGAGAGAGAGGGAGUAGAGGCCAGAAAUCCAGUGUUCUGAGCAUCAGAACUGUUUAACACCAGUUGCACAGGCCCAUCAUCGCUUCACACUUAACACCUCUCUCUCUCUCAAAUUCAUCAAACAUUCUUGCUCUCUCAAUCCUCUCUUUUUAGAUUUUCUCUCUCUCUGCAGUUGUGGCUACCACCAGGACUCGUCUUCUUCCGCACUCACCCCCCUCCGGCGCCCCCCUCGUAUGGCCGCCGCCCCCACCCUCCUCCACCACCACCACCCACCUCCUCAACUACACCUUCCCCACCAACCCCAACAUGCUUACCACCGCUCUAGGCGUCGGCCUCGGCGUUUUUCCUCUCUUCGCCACCACCCCCACCUCCACGACUUGCGCUGCACCGCUGCUGCCGCCCAAACAUACUUUAAACGAUGAAGAUAAUGAUGGGGAUUCGGUGAAUUUGGAGGAUGGUGAGGGUAGCAUGAGGGCUUGUGUGGAUUGCGGGAACAAGGCUAAACGGGACUGCAGUUAUAGGAUGUGCAGAACUUGUUGUAAGGGUCGUGGCUAUGAUUGUGCUACUCACGUCAAGAGCACGUGGGUGCCCGCGGCUCGCCGCCGAGAGCGUCAGGCGGCGGUUGCAGCGUUUGUUGCCGGCGGUGGCUCUUCUGGGUCUUCCUCUGCUGUUGCAAAAAGGCCGAGACUCGGCUCAACUCAGGCUGCAACCGCAUCUCAUACCUCUACCUCUCUUCCUAACACUCCUAGGAGCUUUGAUGCCACUUCUACUCACCAAGAUGCAAGCUUUAAGGAGAGUUUGCCCCGGCAAGUUCGUGCACCAGCGGUGUUUCGGUGCAUCCGGGUCACGGCCAUUGAGGAUGGCCAAAAUGAGUAUGUUUAUCAGGCAAUGGUGAAGAUUAAUGGGCAUGUAUUUAAGGGGUUUCUAUAUGAUCAAGGGCUUAAUGAGAAGGGUAGCUAUCCAUGUAUUUCAGAACUACAGUUGGAAACUAAUGCUAGUGGAAGGAAUGUUGAUUCUUCUUCUCCAAUUCUCCACAAAGCUGACGCUUAUGAUGCUUCUGGUUGCAGAGGAUUCCUGGGAGGGCUAAUCAGACGAGAUAAUGUUCCUUAUUUCUAUUAGCUGUUUCUAAGAUGAUUCAGCCUCUAUGCUGGAUGGGAGCCUCUUACUUAGGUUAAUUCUUUUUAAGCUAAAAUGUUUUAUCGUAACUUUAUCUAAAGAGGAAAAUGAUAAUCUAGCUUUGGAUUCUUGCCAGGUGAUCAAGAUUGUUUUUGAUAGAUCUUGGAAGAAAGCUACCACAUAGUCAGGUCUAAGUUUUGUAGCCUUAAAAGGAUGAUGGUACCAAGUUCAGUGGAGGAGCUCUUCAGCCAUUGCAGAAACCCUACCAAACCGAAAAGCCAAGGCAUGCUUAUUAGGUGACAUAUUAUGUCUGUCUAGAUUGUGCCCAUAUCAUUUUGCUACUUGCUGGAAGGUCCCUGUUUGCUGAAGUGCAGCUGAUACAUUUCUACAUUGACAGCUUAAAGGGCCAUUUUGUUUCUUCUUAAGCUGAUGAAAGUGUCUACAGGAGUAUUGAAGUAGGCCCAAGAUAAUGCUGUGGUGGCACAUGAGAGAGAAUCCUGUAAGUUGUCUGAAGUUGCAUAAUAUACUUAUAGCCUAUAGGGUGUCCUAGAAGGUGAAGCUUCAGAAUGCUGUUAGAUUACUCGUCCAAGAUUUUCUUUCUCAAUGUUUUGGUCAUGAAAACUGUAAGAUCAGUUAGAAAGGCCAAGGACUUCAGUAUUUGAUAAUCAUUAGCUUAAAACCUUCUUCAUUGGCAAUCGAAGGAGCAUUGCAGCAUUUUUGUACAUUUGAAAGAUAUAUUUCUGAUGUCAUUCCUCAUUGUUUAAAUUAUAUGAAGUAUUAAAAUUUUGAAA